Messenger RNA from Pyrus x bretschneideri (Chinese white pear), 3510 nucleotides. RefSeq names its product protein argonaute 5. Gene Ontology annotation, cellular component: cytoplasm. The record is from RefSeq and is a predicted model, not a curated record. Bases 100 to 3036 code for a protein of 978 amino acids. The transcript has 22 exons. Gene Ontology annotation, molecular function: RNA binding; protein binding. NCBI's taxonomy places the organism in Eukaryota, Viridiplantae, Streptophyta, Magnoliopsida, Rosales, Rosaceae. Gene Ontology annotation, biological process: regulatory ncRNA-mediated post-transcriptional gene silencing.
ACUCUCCGUCUGCGCUCUCCUCACACACUAGUCACUCCUCUCCUUCUCUCUCUAAAAACCUCACUUUCUCUCUCUGAAACUCCAGAGCGCACAGACGCGAUGUCUCAACGCGGCCGCGGCCGAGGCCGCCAUUCCGAACCCUCAUACGGCUCCGACGCCCCGCCGUUUAAUCGCGGUGGAGGAGGCGGAGGCCGUGGUCGGGGACGAAACCCCGGUGCUACACCGUUGUUUCAGUCCGAAUCGGGACCUAGACAUGACUGUCCUGGAGUCAUCGCCGCUCCGACGGCGGCUCAAACUCCCUCGCCGGCACCAUUGGCUCAAACACCGGUUCCUCGCGGACCGGCGCCGGCUCAGGCGUCUUCCAGCUCGGCGCCUUCCCCCGCUGAGGCUCCUCUCAUCUGUGCGAUGGAGCAGAAGCUGACGCUGACCGCUCCUCCACCGUCGUCGUCGAAAGCCGUCCGGUAUCCGGCGAGGCCUGGCUACGGGAAGGUUGGCGAGAAGGUCCAAGUCAGGGCCAACCACUUCCUAGUGGAGGUGGCGGCGAGAGAUCUCCAUCACUACGAUGUGUCGAUUACCCCUGAAGUUGCAUCGAAAAAGAUCAACAGGGAAGUCAUUAAGCAGCUCUUAAAGCUUUAUAAGGAGUCUCACCUGGGCAAGAGAAUCCCAGCUUAUGAUGGCAUGAAAAGUAUUUAUACAGCAGGCCCCUUACCUUUUACCUCGAAAGAGUUUGUGGUCCAGUUGGCCGAGAGGGAGGGUUCUUCUGCUGCUGCUGGUUCCAGAAGGAGGGACCGAGAGUUCAAGGUCACUCUCAAGUUGGCUAGCAAACCUGACCUGUAUUCCCUCCAACAGUUCCUAGGAAGCCAGCAGCAUGAGUUGCCUCAGGACGCAAUUCAAGUUCUGGACGUUGUUCUUAGGGCUAAACCUUCUGAAAAUUACACUGUUGUUGGGAGGUCUUUUUUCGCCAUUGAUCUUGGGAAGAAAGGUGAUCUUGGUGAUGGUCUGGAAUACUGGAGAGGCUUUUAUCAGAGUCUAAGGCCGACCCAGUUUGGGCUUUCACUCAAUAUAGAUGUAUCAGCCAGAGCAUUUUAUGAAUCUAUUCUGGUAACUGAGUUUGUGAAAAAACUUUUGAACUACAGAGAACUGUCAAGGCCUUUACCUGAUCGUGAUCGUUUGAAGGUGAAAAAGGCCUUAAAGGGGGUCAAGGUAAAACUUUCUUAUCGUGAGAAUAGAUCUUAUAAGAUCACCGGGGUCUCCGUGGAACCCCUGAACAAGUUGACAUUCACUCUAGAAGAUCAAAGUAGAACUUCAGUAGUCCAGUAUUAUCGCGAAAGGUACAAUAUUGUGCUGAGGGAUGUGGCAAUGCCUGCGCUUCAGUCUGGGAGCGAUUCAAAACCUGUUUAUUUGCCUAUGGAGCUUUGUUCCAUUGUUGCUGGGCAGAGGUACACUAGGAAGCUCAAUGAGAGACAAGUAACAGCUCUUCUGAGAGCAACUUGUCAACGCCCUGGAGAGAGGCAGCGCAGUAUAGUUGAUAUGGGUAAACACAAUCGUUACAAUGCAGAUGACCUUAUCCAGCAAUUUGGCAUGAAUAUAAGUCAAGAUAUGGCUUUAGUUAAUGCUCGUGUUCUGCCGCCGCCUUUGCUAAAAUACCAUGACACUGGUCGUGAGAAGUCUGAAAAUCCACGAAUGGGGCAAUGGAAUAUGAUCAACAAGAAAAUGGUUAACGGCGGUCGAUUGGAUUUCUGGGCAUGUGUCAAUUUCUCCCGAUUAGAUCCAAGUUUUAACUUCCGAUUUUGUGAGGAUUUGGUCAAUAUGUGCAACAGCAAGGGAGUGCAUUUCCAUCCGCAACCCUUAAUUCCUCAUCAAUCAGCUCAUCCAGGGCAAAUAGAGAGCGUGCUCAGAGAUAUCCAUAAGAUAUCUAGCAAGAAAAUUGAAGAAAUUGGACAUAAGGGAAAGCCUCUUCAGUUGUUAAUUAUCAUUUUGCCUGACGUUACUGGAUCGUAUGGUAUGAUAAAACGGAUCUGUGAAACUGAGUUAGGAAUUGUAUCUCAGUGCUGUCAGCCUAAGGCAGCAUCAAAGCUCAGUAAACAAUACCUAGAAAAUCUGUCACUCAAGAUAAAUGUGAAGGUUGGUGGAAGGAACACUGUUUUAAUAGAUGCCAUUCAAAGAAGAAUUCCUCUUGUGAGUGACAUUCCCACUAUAAUAUUUGGUGCUGAUGUUACCCAUCCACAACCUGGGGAGGACAGCAGUCCUUCAAUUGCGGCUGUGGUGGCGUCCAUGGAUUGGCCAGAAGUCACCAAGUACCGAGGACUUGUAUCUGCACAGGCUCACCGUGAAGAAAUAAUUCAAGAUCUUUAUAGUGUUAAACAGGACCCUAACAGGGGUCCGGUUGCCGGAGGAAUGAUCAGGGAGCAUUUCAGAGCAUUUAGACAAGCAACUGGCCGAAAACCAGAGAGAAUUAUCUUCUUCAGAGAUGGAGUUAGUGAAGGCCAGUUUAGUCAAGUUCUGCUGUAUGAAAUGGAUGCUAUAAGAAAGGCUUGUCAGUCGCUUCAGGAGGGAUAUCUACCACCAGUUACUUUUGUUGUGGUGCAGAAAAGGCAUCAUACUCGCCUGUUCCCAACUGAUCAACGGAAGACUGAUAGGAGUGGCAAUAUUCAACCAGGCACUGUCGUUGACACCCAGAUUUGUCAUCCGACGGAGUUUGACUUCUAUCUCAACAGUCAUGCUGGCAUUCAGGGAACUAGCAGGCCCGCACAUUACCAUGUCCUGUACGAUGAGAACAGAUUCACUCCAGAUGCCUUGCAAAUGCUAACGAACAACCUAUGCUACACGUAUGCAAGGUGCACACGCUCGGUCUCCAUUGUUCCUCCUGCAUACUAUGCACAUUUGGCUGCCUUCCGUGCGCGAUACUACAUAGAGGGUGAGUAUUCUGAUGGAGGUUCAACUACCGGAUCUACAGGAGGGGUUGCUGGUGGUGCGAGGUUCCGUGCCCUUCCAGAGAUUAAAGAAAAUGUAAAGGAAGUCAUGUUCUACUGCUGAAAUCAGUCUUGAGGUCUCGCUGGUGGCGGUUAGUUUCUAGUGGUCGUGUUUUGUCUGAGGUUGUAUGAACUAAAGUUGCACAAGACUCUAAUCUUAUAUCGUCUUGAAGAUUGACGUCUAAAUCGCUCAUCCCUGAUGGUUUUGGUGAUUAGUUUUGUGGGUUGGUCCUGAAUCCUUGGCUACUGAUAUGGAUAUGGACUUUGGUUCAAAGUUUAGUUUAUAUACAAGUGCAGUCAGAACAUUUUGAGCUGUUACUUGGUUACUUGGUUGCAUGUAUUUGUUAAUUACUUUCAUCUCAUCUGAUGUAAGUUCAUAUAUUUUUAUUCCGGAUUUGACCUUCCCUCUUAAGGCCUGAGCUCAAAAUUUUGAGGCAAUGUCUUUCCAGGUGGAGAUUUUGGAUAUUUUGUCCAAAUUUUGGUUUUGCUGAAAGGGCUUGAGAAAGUUUACCAAAAAGUGACUCGCAGGUUAAGUUUA